AUGGCUCUCAGACCGUGCAAGGUCAUCGUCGCGGGCGGCGGCGUUGCCGGACUCUCUCUGGCACUUAUGCUGGAGAAGCAUGGCAUUGACUAUCUACUUCUAGAAGCAUACCCGCAGGUCUUGGCUACUGUUGGCGCAGGUAUCGCUCUCGCUCCUAAUGGUCUCCGCAUCAUUGAACAGUUGGGGUGCUAUGAGGAUUUGCAGAAGUGUUCGGCGGGUGCUGACCAGGUUCACUUUCGGAAGCCUGAUGGAGAGACGCUCUGGGGGAUGGAUGAAGGAUUGGCUGAGACGUGUAUUGCGAAGUGUGUCCCUCUUGCUUGCUUGCUCCCUCAAUUGUCGAAUGAGUAUGCUUACCAGGGUGACAGGCAUGGGUAUACCUAUAUGUGGAUGGACAGGAAGUCUCUCCUGGAAGUUUUGUACAACAACAUUGCGGAUAAAUCGAAGGUUUUGCCUGGCAAGCGUGUGGCCAGUGUCACGCAUACCGACAAUGGUGUUGAUGUCGUCACAACUGAUGGAUACGCCGAAGACCUAGGGCUCAGCGAGGAUUAUGCGGAAGAAGACAAGGUCGCUGCAAGUUACAGCUGUGUCUUUGGAAUGUCCGAUCCCGUCCCAGGCUUUCCCAGUCGCUCACUCGAAUUUGUGACAAAUGAAGGCUUCUCAUAUGUGCUGGGUGCUGGUCCUGCUGGGCGCGUCUAUUGGUUCCUGAUGGAGAAGAUGAAGCAGACAUACUACGGUGCCGACAUCCCUCGAUUCAGUGAAGAAGACAAGCAGCGCACUCUUCAAGAGCAUUGGAAUGACCAGGUCACUCCAAAUGUUCGCCUAUCCGAUCUCUACAAGCGUCAGUUGAGCACGAUAUAUACACCAAUGCCAGAGUUCGUCUACAAGAAAUGGCACCUGGGAAGGAUCAUUACCAUUGGAGACGCUUGCCACAAGGUCCUCCCUACUACCGCGCAAGGGGGAAACCAGGCUUUAGAGAGCGCCGCGGCCGUGGUAAAUGGCUUGAUGGCUGCGUUGUCGCAGGCCUCGGGCUCAGGCCCGCUCUCUCAGUCGGAGAUUCAGUUAAUGUUUGAGCGAGUGCAGAACAUUCGCGAGCCGCGCACAUUUAGUAUCAUCGAAACAACUCACAAACGACAGAAAUUGGACACAAUGGAUACCCCGGAGCUAAAAGAGUUCCUGCUUACUAGGUACGCAGGGCUGAUGCCAGGGGAGUUGUGGAAACGAUAGGCUCAUACAUUUACCCCGGCCGUAUCUUUGGAUAUGCUCGAUCUGCCUGCUAGACCGAAGAGUGUUCCCUUUGACGAUGAGGCCUUGAGAAAUAAGGAUAGCAACAAAGCUCUGGAGGCGCACCUGUAGUUAGAUAAUAAGUGGAUAGCACUACUCCUUACUCA
Aspergillus eucalypticola CBS 122712 is the source of this 1388-nucleotide messenger RNA. Its product is annotated as FAD-dependent oxidoreductase. The coding region runs from base 1 to 1224 and encodes 407 amino acids. The transcript has 4 exons. Gene Ontology annotation, molecular function: FAD binding. The record is from RefSeq and is a predicted model, not a curated record. NCBI's taxonomy places the organism in Eukaryota, Fungi, Ascomycota, Eurotiomycetes, Eurotiales, Aspergillaceae.